CCGGGUGCAAAGUCUGCACUGGGUUUUAGAUUCUUCCCAGACCAGGAGGAUCCGGGCUAUGCCGCCCCCAACCUUCCUGCUGCUGCUGUCGGGGGCCCUGGUCCUGACUGAGACCUGGGCAGGCUCCCACUCCGUAAUGUACUUGCACACCGCGAUGUCCCGGCCCGGCCCCGGGGAGCCCCGCUUCAUCUGCGUGGCCUACAUGGACGACACGCAGUUCCUGCGGUUCGACAACAACGACCCGAGUCCAAAAAUGGAGGCAACAGUGCCGUGGAUGCAGCUAGAGAGGUCGGAGUAUUGGGAGAGCCAAAAGCGGAUUGUCACGAGCCACGUCCACAUUGCCACACUCCGACUGAACAACCUGCGGAUGUACUACAACCAGAGCGGAACAGGGUCUCACACCUUGCAGGUAAGGAAUGGCUGUCAGGUGGGCCUGGACGGUAGCCUAAGCCUGUUCAAUGAAUUCGCCUACGAUGGCGUUGAUUCCCUCACCCUGAUGGAGGAGCUGCGUGCCAGGACCCAAGCGGGCAUGGAGGUGCAGACCUUGGAGGAUGAGUGGGAGAAGGUUGUUGCCUUUGAAUUCAACACUCGCCACCUAGAACAGGAGUGUGGCCCCUGGCUCCAAAGACAACUGAAGAAAGGGAACUGGACACUGCGUACAAAACCCCCAAAGACAUUUGUGACUCACCACCCCACCUCUGACCAUGAGGUCACCCUGAGGUGCUGGGCCCUGGGCUUCUACCCCGCGAACAUCACCCUGACCUGGCAGCGAGAUGGGGAAGACCUGACCCAGGACACAGAGCUGGUGGAGACCAGGCCUGGAGGGGACAGAACCUUCCAGAAGUGGGCGGCUGUGGAGGUGCCUUCUGGAGAGGAGCAGAGAUACACAUGCCAUGUGCACCAUGAGGGGCUGCUGGAGCCCCAAGUCCUGAGAUGGGAGCCACCUCCUCAGUCCUCCAUCGCCACUGUGGGCAUCAUUGCUGGCCUGGCUCUCCUUGGGGCUGUGCUCACUGGAGCUGUGAUUUGGAGGAAGAAGCGCUCAGGCAGAGAAACCCUUAUAUGA
Talpa occidentalis (Iberian mole) is the source of this 1063-nucleotide messenger RNA. Its product is annotated as patr class I histocompatibility antigen, A-2 alpha chain-like. The transcript has 5 exons. Bases 59 to 1063 code for a protein of 334 amino acids. Lineage: Eukaryota; Metazoa; Chordata; Mammalia; Eulipotyphla; Talpidae. Gene Ontology annotation, cellular component: external side of plasma membrane. The record is from RefSeq and is a predicted model, not a curated record. Gene Ontology annotation, molecular function: signaling receptor binding; peptide antigen binding. Gene Ontology annotation, biological process: positive regulation of T cell mediated cytotoxicity; antigen processing and presentation of endogenous peptide antigen via MHC class Ib; immune response.